AUAAGUGUUUAUACAUAGAAGAGAAUACGGUUUUUAUUAGUUUUCUAUUUUCGGGAAUUACCCACUGAUUUCUUCUAAAGGGAUUUCAUGGAGUCUGAGUUGCUGAUUGGCUGGGAGGCAGAAAGGGUGGAGUUGAGGUCAGAGCUUUCCAGACUGGAGGAAGAGCUGAUAGAGAGUCGAGCAGAGACAGAAGAGCUUCGAUCUCGAACGAAUGUGUUGACUGAACGGUUGACUCAGAAAUUGGACUCAUCCAUAUCUCUUCAUUGGGAAAGUGAUCAGAGAGAAUGGAUAAAGAAACUGAGAGAGGGAAAAGAGCGAGAAUCAAGACAGGCUCUGCUCAUCAAGAAACUACAGCAAAAGGUGAUGGAGUACAGGAGUCGAUGUGAACAUCUGCAGCAGGACAUGAUGAUUGAGGAGAGAGAAAUGAGAGUCAGAGAGAGAAUUUUGCUAGAUGAGCGCAGCAGUAACCUGGAGACCACCCUUAUCAGGCUAGAGGAGGAACAGCAGAGGAGUGCAACAAUGGCUGAAGUCAAUGCACUGUUUCGCAGUCAGCUCAGCCAAUCAGCAGAAGAAAACCAAGCGCUGCAGGAUGAUGUGAGGAAACUGACUGCUGAUUGGUCCAAAGCGGUGGAGGAAGCGGAGCAAAAAGAAAUGGAUUGGAACAAAGAGAAAGAGGUUUUCUCAGGGUAUAUGGAAGCAGAGCGUUCAAGGCUAAUGGCGCUCUGGAGCAAAGUCGUAGCUCUCAGACGCCAGUGUCAUGCAGUCAAAGUUGCAACAGACAAAGACUUAUGGGAAUUGAGAGCAGAGUUCACUCGCCUGUCAUCCACUUUUCUCUCUUUGAAUGUCUUCUCUGCUAUUUCUUCAACUCCUUCUCCUCCUCCUCCUCCUCUUCCUCUCUGCAACACCUCUGGACCAAUGACUCUGGCCGAGUUAGAUCAUGAUGAGAACAUGGAGAAUCUUAAAAACAGACUUGAUGACUUGACCGCUAUUAUAAAGUCUCAGGAGCUGGAGAGACAAAGGCAGAAGGCAAUAAAAAGCAACAACAAAAAAGAGGAAAAAGAACAAGAGCUCCUCCAAGAGAAAUGCAGAGAAAUGGAAAGAAAAUUUGAAUCAGUCACACAGGCGAUCAGAAAAUUGGAGAGGGUUCUGGAUUCUCAGAAGUCAGACGGACACAAAAGAGUUUUUCCAAAUGGUGUGCUCAGUGACGAUCUCCACUUUGUUCUGUGGGUCAUCUCUGAGGCUGAGGGUGCCUUCCAGUGGGGACACCAAGAACUGCGGGAAGCUGAAGGAAAGUGGCAGAGGUUGAGAGUGGAGUCCGAAUCAUUGCAGCAGCAAAUCACAGAGCUUAAAACUGAGAGGGAGGAUCUUCAGAAACAAGCCAGUUUUGAAGCUCUAGAGUUAAAACAGAUGAAUAGUCUAUUGAGAAAUGAAAAGGAAACAACAUUGAGUUUGAAGAUGCAGCUGGAUGAAUCUGAGCGCCGCAGUGAAGAUCUCAAGAAAGAAAAUGUACGGUUGAUACAGGAGAGAGAGAGGGAGGAUGAGGAGAGGAGUGGAGUAGAGAGAGAGCGACAGAAACAAAUGGAAGCAGGUCUUUUGGAAAAUGCCAAUUUGUAUGAGCAACAGAGUCGCACUCGUACAGAGCUCCAUUCACUGCAGGUGGCACUGGAGCAAGAGCGACUGGAAAAGGCACGUGCAGAGAAAGAGUUAGCAGACUGUCGGGAAACUUUAGCCAAGACACGCGAGUCUCUGCUCACACUCUCCUCUACACACACUUUGCUGCAGAGGGAAACUGCGGAUACAUGUGAUUCAUUGGAAAAAAUGGCUUCCUUCAAUGAGUCACUGACACGGGAUAAAAGAGAGCUCAGUGCCCGGAAUCUCCAGUUGGAGGAAGAGUUGACUGAAUCUCAACUGCAGCUGCAGCAUUUCAGAUCAGAUGUAGCAUCUCUGGAGAAGGCGCUGAAUGCUGUUUCAGAGGAAAACAAAGAGUUAAGGGAUUGCCGAAAUGCUGAUCUGAACUCCCUUCAUCUACUUAGAGGAAGGGAACGAGAACUGGUGGGGGAACUGCAAACACUGACGGAUGAAAAAGAGAGCAAAGCGAAUGCCCUCACUGAUGAGGAAAUUAAAAAUGAGAAGCUGUGUGAACAGUACAGAAGUGUCAGUGAGGAGUUGGAUACGGUUAAAUUGAAGCUGGAAAACACGAUCGACCAAGUGAAGAAAACGCAGAGAGAAAACGAAGCACUGCAGAAUGAAAAACAAAAACUGGAGAAACAAGUGCAUAGUUUGGGUCAGGAGAAGGAGGAAAUACAACAGGACUGUGAGGAGCUAAGGAAAUUAAGUGGAACCCUUCAGCAGCAGCUUUGUGUGGCAAAGGAACAGAUUUCUGUACUGGAGGUUCAGCAUGCGCAAUUACAAACACAGGUUCACACACUCCAGAUGUCCAAAGAUGUUCUAUAUGGAGAGAUAAAAUGUCUUCAGUCUGAAGUGGAGAGAAACGCAAUCCUGAGGGAGGAAGCAAGAAGAGAGACACAGGAAGAACAGAUACGGAGUGAAAAGGAGAUUGAAAUCUGUCAGUUGGAGAUCAAGAGGUUGAAUACUGAGGCCCAGACAACAUUGAACAACCACAGAAUCCAUGAAGAAGACAGGACAAAAUGGCAAAUAGAAAGAGAGACUCUAAACUCUGAGCUGGGACUGAAAGAUGGGGAGAUGGUGGCUCUAAAAAACAGGAUGGAUUUAUUGGCAAAAGAAAACGAAAAGCUUGCAGCCUUGAUCGGUGAAAAAGAUGGAGAUGUAGAAAGGCUUUUAUCAGAAAUCAAGAAUCUGGAGUUGCACAUGCGAGAAGCGAAAUCUGAGAUUGAACAAUACCAAGAGAAAGUGAAAGUCAUUGAGGGAGAGAAAGAGACAAUUUUGGAACAAGUGAGGGAAGACGGUGAAGAGCUACAAAAAAUUCAAAAACAGAAUGCCAAUUUGGCUGACAUUUUACACAUGCGGGAUUGUGAGAUAGAAAAGAACAGCAAGCGCAACGAAGAAUUGCUAACAAGCAUAAGAGUGCAGGAAAGCUUAGUAGAAAAACUCAAAUUAGACCUUAAAGAAAAGGAGAUUGUAAUAGAUAAAAUAAACAAUGAGAAGAUUAAACAAAAAGAAUGGGAGGCAGAGGCGAGAGACAAAGAACUGAAGUUGAAAGGAGAGCUAAAAAAGAAAGAAAAUGAAAUAAAAACUCUAAGAGACAAUGUGGAAGAAUUGAAGAUGGAGAAGCAGCACAUGUCUCAUCUUCUGCAGGAAAGAGAUACUUCCAUAGAAAAGCUUAAGAAUGAAGUGAUAGACAUGGAACUGACAUAUAAAGAAAAACAGAAUGAGAUGGAGUGGUGGCAGAAAAAGGCUGGGGAUGUGGCAAGAGAAAAAGAAGUGCUAAUUAACAGAGUGGAAAAUCACAUUUCUGUUGAACAAGAGAGGGACGAAUUGGCAGACCAAUUGAGAGAAAAAGACGAAGAGAUAAAAAACCUGAAGAAAAAUAAACAAGAGCUGGUCCGUGACCAUGAGAGGAUGAUUGAGGAAUAUGAAAAACAAGAGGCGGAGCUGCUGCAGAGGGACAGAGAAAUAGAAGAACAUAGAAGAGCAAUGUUAAAAAUGAUCAAUGAAAAGGAUGAGCUAGAGAAAUUGAAAAAAGAAAAGAUUAGUCUGGAAGAAAGGAGGAAUCAACUGGAGGAUGGUGAACAGAAGAUGAAGGAAGAGAUUGAUGUGCUUAGUGUGAAGAUUGGUGAACUGGAUAGAGAGAACAUAGACGUUCAAAGGAACAUGCUAGAGCAAAAAAAUCAACUCCAAAUCCAGACUAACCUUCUGAAUGAAAGAGAGGUAGAAGUGAACAGACUAAAAGACAUUUUAGAACAUAAAGAACAGCAACUGAUAAUGUUGAAAGAGAAACUGAACGAAACAGAAUUAGUCCUGGAAAAGGAAAAAAAUAUACAAAAGGAUUAUGAUCAGAAACUCCACCUAGAAAGUGAUAAACUAAAUCAAAUGCGAUGCAAAUUGCAAGAAUUGGAAGUCAAAAACAAAGGUUUGACGGAGGACGCAAAUGUGGUGCGAAUAAAAUUUGAGGAACAGUUGAAAGAAUUGGAGACCAAGUCAAAGCUUCUGCAAGAACAUGAAGAAAAUGUUAUGAGAUUUAAAUUGAGCAUAGAGAGUGGGGAAGAGGAAAAGGAAAAUCUGAAGUGGUCUCUUAAGGAAACAAAGGAAGAGAUGGAGAGGCUGAAGAUUAAAUUAAGAGAAAGCAGGGAGGAGGAAAUGUGGAGGAUAGAGCUAGAGCAACACAUUCAAAUUCUGGAAGAAGACUUAAGAAGGAAAGAUGGAGUUUUUGACGCUUUAAAGGAGAAAACAGAUUUCAUUAUAAAACAAAAAGAAGACGAGCUAAAACGAGCAAAGGAUGAUAUAGACACAAUGUUAACGGAGGUGACCAAACUGAGAAAAGAAAUAAUUAUACUUACUGUGAGCAAAAACAAGGCAGAAACUAUAGUGAGAGAACAGGAUAUAGAGAAUAAAAAAAUAAAAGAUGGACUAAAGGCUGGACUGGAAGAGAUGGUCACUUUAAAGGUGCUACUAGAGGAGAGCCAUUGUGAAGGAGAAAAACUUAGGAAGGUAUUAGAGGAAAAGAAAAAAGAGAUGACGAAGGGAAGGGACGAGGACAUCAGCGCAGCACGAGAAGAAACAGAAAAUUUAAAACGGAGAGUUCAAAUACUCCAGAAAGAGAAUCAAGAACUACAGUGUCAGCUAAAUGAUAAAAGAGUUAAACUUGUUGAGAAAGAGGAGGAGAAUGGUGUGAACAGAACGAUGAAUACCUUGGAGGAACAAGAUUUUGCCAGAUUGAAAUGUGAAAUGGAAAAGAAAAACGCAAGCCUUGAACUUGUCAAAGACAAGCUUGGACAGAAGAGGGAAACUGACUCUGUGAAGAAGGAAAUGAAGGAAUCUGAGAAGAUAAAACAUGUAGAGAUACAAAAUGUUAAAUUCAAAUUUGCUACAGAAUUUUUCCAGAGAAAGAAACCGAGUUGAAAAAUUCCAGAAAAAGGAACAGAGUUGAAAAUAAUUCCAGAAUUUAAAGAAGAAAAUGCAAGCUGUGUGUUUGGGGAACAACUCAUGGAUGCACAAACAGACAUUUUGAAAUGGGAAAUUGACAGAGAAAAACAACAUGCAAUGACCAACCUGGGGGAUAAUAUAUUUGAGAAGAAGACACAGUUUCUGGAAAACGCUACAAUUGAAAACGCACAGGACUUUAAAACGAAGGAAUUCCAAAGUGCAACUACAACGACAGAGAAUAUCGAAUUACAAACAAAGCUGUAUGAUAUAAAGAAGGAAGCAGACGAGCUCAGGAAAGAAAGAGAUCACUUAAGAACAUCGCUGGAAAAAAAUGAGGCAAUGCUGAUUCAUUAUCUAGAAAAAGCCCAUCAGCUGGAAAUAAAGGUGCAGACGGCAAGCGGCUUUGAAGAGGAAUCCCAGGGGCGUGUGUGUGCCCUGCAAAGAGCUGUGGCUGAGCUGGAGCUGAAGCUAGUGAAAUUACAACAGAGAAAUGAGCGGCUAGAACAUCGUAACGACAAGCUGAGAUUGGAGAAAACAAACCUACGAGAUGCUUUAAACCAGUUUGUGUUGGAAAGGGAGAAAAUGAGAUGUCAGCUGUCACAGACCGAUGCUGAAAUACAGGAUUACAGCAGUCCUUCUGGUGCUGAUGAGCUGAAGUGUCUGAGGGCACAGGUUCACCAGUUACGUUUGUUGCUAGCUUCCGAUCAUCAGAAAUGGGCGGACUUCAUUCACCAAUCCUUGAGGAAUAGUAAUUCACUCCAGACAUUAAGGCAGGACCUGAAUGACUCGCUCACAUUGGUGUCCAAGCAGCUGGCCUCUCCGGUUUUGGAGUGUGAAACACAAAGACUGGAAAAGAGUCUGAGAGGAGGAGCUCAGGAAUUUGCUCAGUCACAGCUAAUGAACUAUUGAGCUUUCUGCAAAUGUACAUGCAAAGACUUUUUUUUUUUGCUAAAUACGGUGCCUUGCAACACUUCACCACAUUCCUCAUAUUUAACUUUUUAAUUGUAACAUUUUAUGUUUUAAAAAAUUGUAAUUACAUAUUUCAGAAACAGUAUUAUUUUUCAGGUAAAUCUAUAUCAUUUGCUAAAAAUUAUUUAUUUAAAACAUUAAAAUCUGCAGUUUUAUAAAUGUGCACAUCUGUUGUCAUGUCUUUGUUUCUUGCUGCUCCCGUUAGGGGUCUCCACAGUGAAUCAUUCGUCUCCAUACUGUCCUGUUCUACAUCGGCCCUUUUAAAUUAACCACCUGCAUGUCUUCCUUCGCCACAUUCAUAAACCUCCUCCUUGAA
Molecule: messenger RNA, 6349 nt
Organism: Silurus meridionalis
Lineage: Eukaryota; Metazoa; Chordata; Actinopteri; Siluriformes; Siluridae
Product: centrosome-associated protein CEP250-like
Source: RefSeq, a predicted model, not a curated record